AGAAAGAAAGAGAGACCGUUGGAGAUGAAGAAGCUUCCCCUCCCAUGUGCUCCUCCUCGAUCCCACAAAAAAAAACUUUUUUUUAACUUCCUACCAGUUUCAGAUCUUCUCUCCAUCUAUCCUGGGUCUCUCUCGUGAGAGAAAAAAUGGAGCAUCUGGCGAGAGAAGGGAGAUCUCUGGCGGAGACGCCCACCUACUCUGUUGCUUCCGUCGUCACCGUCUUGGUCUUCGUCUGCUUUCUCGUCGAACGCUCCAUCUACAGAUUCGGCAAGUGGUUGAAGAAGACCCGAAGAAAAGCGCUCUUCGCUUCUCUAGAGAAGAUCAAAGAAGAGUUGAUGCUUCUGGGGCUUAUAUCGCUGCUCUUGUCACAAUGCGCGAGAUGGAUUUCGGAGAUUUGCGUAAACUCUUCGCUUUUCAGUAGUAAGUUCUAUAUUUGCUCUGAAGAGGAUUAUGGAAUCAACAAGAAAGUGCUAUUGGAUCAUAACUCUUCCACGAACAAGACUCACCAUGGAUUGCUUCCUCACAGAUGUGGUCAGGGCCGUGAACCGUUUGUGUCAUACGAGGGCCUUGAACAACUCCUCCGGUUCUUAUUUGUCCUGGGUAUCACUCAUGUUCUCUAUAGUGGUGUUGCCAUUGGUUUGGCUAUGAGCAAGAUCUACAGUUGGAGAAAAUGGGAGUCUCAAGCAAUCUUAAUGGCUGAAGCAGAUGUCCUAGCAAAGAAGACUAAGGUGAUGAUGCGGCAAUCUACUUUUGUAUUCCAUCAUGCCUCUCAUCCUUGGAGCAAGAAUCGGGUCCUCAUAUGGAUGCUCUGUUUCCUACGUCAGUUUAGAGGCUCCAUUCAGAAAUCUGACUACUUGGCUCUGAGACAUGGUUUCAUCACUAAGCAUAAAUUGCCACUUACAUACAACUUCCACAUGUACAUGGUAAGGAGCAUGGAAGAUGAGUUUCAAGGCAUUGUUGGUAUCAGCUGGCCGCUCUGGGUUUACGCUAUACUAUGCAUCUGCAUAAACAUUCACGGCCUGAAUUUGUACUUUUGGCUUUCGUUCAUCCCUGCCAUUCUUGUUAUGUUGGUUGGAACAAAACUUGAGCAAGUUGUGUCCAAGCUAGCACUUGAAGUUAAGGAACAGACAGGCACUCCUGCCGGGGCUCAAGUCAAGCCACGGGAUGAUCUGUUUUGGUUUGGGAAGCCAGUGAUUCUAUUACGACUGAUACAGUUCAUCAUUUUUCAGAAUGCGUUUGAGAUGGCAACAUUCAUCUGGUUCUUAUGGGGAAUCAAGGAGAGGUCUUGCUUCAUGAAGAACCAUGUAAUGAUAUCUAUUCGACUGGUUUCUGGGGUUCUUGUCCAGUUCUGGUGCAGCUAUGGCACGGUGCCUCUUAACGUAAUCGUCACUCAGAUGGGGUCGAGGUGUAAGAAAGCAGUGAUAGCGGAGAGCGUGAGAGAAUCACUUCACAGUUGGUGCAAGAGAGUGAAAGAGAGGUCCAAACACACAGCAAGAUCUGUAUGUUCACUCGACACAGCAACGAUAGACGAGAGGGACGAGAUCACCGUCGGAACCUUAUCCAGAAGCUCCUCAAUGACUUCACUUAAUCAGAUCACCAUCACCUCAACCGAGCAAGCGGAUUCCAUAUUCGGAGAUCGAACAACGGCGAUGGCGACGAUGACGGAUCGAGAGGAAUUAACAUCGAGGGUCGAAGAGUAUUUGUCGGAUACACUCAACAUCGAUGCUUUGCAGCCUCUUAACGAUGAUGAGAUUGAAGAAGAAGAAGAGGAAGAUAACAAUGGGGACGGCCGUGAGGUGGAUGAUGCUGGUGAGACGCUUCUUGACUUGUUUAGGAGGACUUGAUACGAUUUAUUAUGUUGAUAUAAGCUUCUUCUAAAUCUUAAUUAAGUCAGUAAUUAAAUUGCACUAAAAUGUACAAAGAAAGACAAUGUCAUCUUUUUACAUUUAUUUCAACGCAGAUUGCUUUAUUUUUGUUUUUA
Molecule: messenger RNA, 1981 nt
Organism: Tarenaya hassleriana
Lineage: Eukaryota; Viridiplantae; Streptophyta; Magnoliopsida; Brassicales; Cleomaceae
Product: MLO-like protein 4
Exons: 15
Coding region: 147-1844 (565 amino acids)
Biological process (GO): defense response
Cellular component (GO): membrane
Source: RefSeq, a predicted model, not a curated record